This is a messenger RNA of Kazachstania africana CBS 2517, 1080 nucleotides long. It is a transcript of the gene FBA1, whose product is annotated as fructose-bisphosphate aldolase FBA1. NCBI's taxonomy places the organism in Eukaryota, Fungi, Ascomycota, Saccharomycetes, Saccharomycetales, Saccharomycetaceae. The record is from RefSeq and is a predicted model, not a curated record. Gene Ontology annotation, molecular function: fructose-bisphosphate aldolase activity; zinc ion binding. Gene Ontology annotation, biological process: gluconeogenesis; glycolytic process. Bases 1 to 1080 code for a protein of 359 amino acids. Gene Ontology annotation, cellular component: cytosol. The transcript has a single exon.
AUGGGUAUCUUAGACGUUAUCAAAAGAAAGGAAGGUGUCAUUGUCGGUGACGAUGUCAGAGCUUUAUUCACCUAUGCCAGAGAACACAAAUUCGCUAUCCCAGCUAUCAACGUCACUUCCUCCUCCACUGUCGUUGCUGCUUUAGAAGCCGCCCGUGACAACAAGUGCCCAAUCAUCCUUCAAACCUCCAACGGUGGUGCCGCUUACUUCGCCGGUAAGGGUGUCUCCAACGACGGUCAAAACGCCUCCAUCAGAGGUUCCAUCGCCGCCGCUCACUACAUCAGAUCCAUCGCUUCUGCUUACGGUAUCCCAGUCAUCUUACACUCUGACCACUGUGCCAAGAAGUUAUUACCAUGGUUUGAUGGUAUGUUAGAAGCCGAUGAAGCUUACUUCAAGCAACACGGUGAACCAUUAUUCUCCUCCCACAUGAUCGAUCUUUCCGAAGAAACCGACGAAGAAAACAUCUCCACCUGUGUCAGCUACUUCAAGAGAAUGGCUGCUAUGGGUCAAUGGUUAGAAAUGGAAAUCGGUAUCACCGGUGGUGAAGAAGAUGGUGUCAACAACGAAAACGUCGACAAGGAUGCUUUAUACACCAAGCCAGCUCAAGUCUACGCCGUCUACGAAGCUUUAGCUCCAAUCUCUCCAAACUUCUCUAUUGCCGCUUCCUUCGGUAAUGUUCACGGAAGUUACAAGGUUGCACCAGCCUUAAAACCAGAAUUAUUAGCUGACCACCAAAAGUACGCCGCUGAAAAGAUUGGUUCUUCCGAAGCUAAGCCAUUAUACUUAGUCUUCCAUGGUGGUUCCGGUUCUUCUGUCCAAGAAUUCAGAACUGGUAUUGACAACGGUGUUGUUAAGGUCAACUUAGACACUGACUGUCAAUUCGCUUACUUAAAGGGUAUCAGAGACUACGUCUUAAACAAGAAAGAUUACAUCAUGACUAUGGUCGGUAACCCAACUUCCGAAGAUGCUCCAAACAAGAAGUACUUCGACCCAAGAGUGUGGGUUAGAGAAGGUGAAAAGACCAUGUCUGCCAGAAUUGUUGAAGCUUUCGAAGCUUUCAGAACUCAAAACACUUUAUAA